AGUUAUAAAAUUCGGUAAUUUUUUUUGGUAUUUAAAAAAAACUUGUGAUUGAACUGCGCGAUUUUAUGUUUUCGCUUCGCAUUAGUAUUUUAAUUAAAAAGGAGAUACAACUUUAAUCGUUAGCAAUGAAGUUCCACUAUUUACAUUGGAUAUGCCAUGCAGUUAUGUUAUGUGCUAUCCUAGGAGCUGGAAUUGUGACAUCAAAUGAAAAUGAAGAUGAAUAUCUAACUCAAAAAGAAAUUAUUUUGGAAAAGUCGUAUCAUGGUCUAAUUCGAGAAAAUGAAACACUCGUCGAAAUAACUCCUCUGAUUAAAGUGAAUGAAGAGAAAAUAUGUAAUUUUCGAAUUUUAAAAAAACCAUACCAUGAGAUUCCAUUUGAGAUUGAAUUGGUUAAUAACCUUGGAAUUUUGAAAGCAAGCCGCAUGUUAAAUUGCGAAAAAAGAAAGAGCUAUCAUUUUGAAAUACUCGCGGUAUAUUGUGAUGGGACACCUUCAAAUACAGCAAAUGUUCAUAUAACUGUUAUAGACAUAAACGAGUAUGCACCAAUAUUUUUGGAACCAUCUUAUGUGACUGAAGUAGAAGAAGGGCGACUUUAUAAUGAAAUUUUAAGAGUUGAAGCAUCUGAUAAAGACUGCACGCCACUUUUUGGUGAUGUUUGCAAAUAUGAGAUUCUUAACAAUGAUGAACCGUUUUCAAUCGAUAACGAGGGCUCAAUCAGAAACACUGAACCACUUUCGCAUAAAGCAUCACAUAACCACAUUUUAUCCGUAGUAGCUUAUGAUUGCGCAAUGAAAGAAUCGGCUGCUAUUAUGGUUAGCAUUAAAGUGCGACGUAUUUGUGAAGCGAGGUUUUUAGGUAUGCCAGAACGAAUCGAUUAUUCGUCUGGUAGCACUGAAAGCCUCCUAUUGUUCCCUAAUGCUCGUUUGGAUUUAUGCGACAUAUCUUGCAAUAAUGAGAAUAUCAGUAUUCAUACAUCAAUAGCCCUAAAGACAAAGCAUAUAUCAUUUGGAUGCGACCGUGAUCUAACAAGCUGCAAUUCAAGCCAAAGAAUGAUGAACCUCUUACCUCAAGGAGCUGAUUGGACGAAAGAAUUAAAUUAUGACGAGGGCGUGGAACCGAUAUUUCACUUUGACGGAUCCAUGGGCGUGAUAGUGCCCGAUACUGUUGUGGAUCACUACGAUUUUUCUACUCGCUCGUUUAGUGUUCUUACAAUGUUUCGACACAGCAGCCAGGGAACCAUUAAUAAACAUGUCAAAGAGCACAUAAUGUGUAGCGCUGACGACCAUAAAAUGAAUCGGCACCACAUGGCUUUAUUUGUUCGAAACUGUCGGCUAAUUCUCUUAUUGAGAAAGAACUUUAACGAGGGGGACAUAAACAUCUUCAGCCCAGCUGAAUGGCGUUGGAAAAUACCUGAGGUCUGUGACAACGAAUGGCAUCAUUAUAUUAUAAAUGUCAUUGAUUCGGCAAAGGUUUAUUUAUUUAUUGACGGUAUUCAAUUUGAAAAUUCGGUUGAGGAUCGACAUAGUAACCCAGAAGUCAUUGAUGAUUGGCCUCUGCAUGCUGCAUAUGGUGUUAAUACUUCUCUUUCUGUUGGUGCGUGCUAUCAAAGUUCCGAGAACAAAAUGAAGCAUGGGUUUAAUGGAGACAUAUCAGAAGUUAAGAUAAAAUUUGAUGGUUUUUUAAAUGCCAACGACAUAAAAUGUGGAACUUUUUGCGCUGAGUACUUAUUGUCGCCGGAAACUAUAAAAAUAAAAAAUCAUACAACAGCCACUGAAUACACUCCAGUUCAAACAAACAUAAAAAUGAAUAACAUAUAUAUUCAAGCAAAUGCUAAACAUGAAAUUGAACAAUUGAUGCGUAAAAUUCAAUAUAUUAAUAUUAAACCCAACCCAACAAUAGGAAGACGCAACAUAGAAGUUCGUACGACCCUUUCUUGUAACAAUCAAAGUUAUCUGCGUUUACCAACCAUAGAGACGUACAUUAUGGUUAACCAACCCUUAGCUUCCCUCGGUAUUGAUAUUGCUGCCAAAUCUUUAUUGACAAAUAAAAAGGAUAAUUCCUCUGCAACGUUUACAAUUGAUAAAUUGAAAUCAAUCUUUCAAUUUGAUGCAUCUGUCCCAGAAACACAAAUGGAUCCAAGAAAAAUAUCGAUAUCUGGAACAACAAAUAAAUUGGUAUCUUAUCAAGAAAUUAAGUUGGGCGUACACAUUUUGGAUAAAAUUUACAUCGACAUGUUAUCUAAAAAUAGUGCUCCAAUUACUGGAAAAAAUCUCCUUGAUUCUUGCAACGUUGUUGUGUUUCCUUCUUUAAAUCCGGAUCAUGAAGAUAUUCAAAUAGAUGGUGACGAGUCAUUGUCGUCUACUAUGGAUAUAAAGACAAAUAUAGAUAAGGAUGGCGUGGACAUGAUUGGAUUGGACACCAUUCAGAAUUAUUUAAAUGUAUUACGGUCUCUUGUCUAUAGUAACAAAAAGCCGGCUUAUUAUUUAAAUAGGGUUUUUAAACUUUCAUGUGCGCAAAUGAGUUUACAAUACAAAAGUGCGGAAUACACAUUAACAUUAACGGUAUUACAUCCAAAGCAAAUGAGCAAGUCGACAACAGAGCAACCAUCUUUUUAUAAUGAAGGUAGUGUUAAGAGUUCCAAUAUUGAUGCAACUUUCCAUUUAAACAGCGAUGUGGAAACUAAAGAUAAUAAUCAAGCUUCAGAUUCAAGAAUAUUUUCGUAUUCGUUACUUCACCAAAACGAUGUCCAAGAACCAAAAUCUCACAUUCACUCUAUUGUACACAAAGCUGAGGGCUCACAUCUUUCCAUGCUCAUAAUUCUUGUGAGUGUUUUUUUGGCUAUUCUGCUGUGUGGAGUUUCUAUUGCUCGAUUAAAGAACAGUCAGAAGUACACUGAUCGUCAUCAGCAUUGCCCAAAGAUUCUUGAUGAUGGCUUAGUUUGGGACGAUUCGGCAUUAACUAUAACUAUAAAUCCAAUGCAAACAGAUAUAACAUCAGAGGAUAGUUCUGAGUCGGAAAAUUCCGAAUCGGAAGAGGACGAAGCUCUGAAGGAUGGAUUUUCUCACAUCAACCAGCUUGAAUGGGAUAACACUAAUAUAUUUCAACAGUAAAGUAAAACAUGCCCUUAAUUUCCUUUGAUCUAAAAUAUGUACAUUUUAUUUUAAGUAAUGACACAAAACUUAAAAAUAUAUUGAGUUUGUUUAUAUGCGUAUUUGCGUAUUUAUAUGCGUAUUUAUAUGCGUAAACAUUAUUGUAAAGAUGCGAAUUCAUUCAGAAAAUUUUGUUGUUGUGCGUAUUAAUGAUUGUAUAAAUUAAGUCAGUGGACGUGCGACAUACGUAUGUACAUGUAAAUGUAUUUAAAAUAAAUAUCAGCGCAACUACAAAUAAAACUAAGGUACAGUACAAUUAAUAUAUAAUUGGCAACGCUAGAUCUAUCAUAUAUGCAAACAAACCACUAAUAUAAAUACGAAAUAAGUUGUGAUUGAUGAAUCUGUUCUAUACUCGCAUAAACAUGUAUUUUGCACAUUUCUUAAAUGUUCAUCUGCAUUCUGUCGCCAUGCAUAGGAGGUAUCUCCGUCCCCCUAAAUUAAGGCUAAUAUUUAUUUACUUAAUUAUCCACAAUAAAUCCGUAUAGCCAAUAAAAUUCAAACUUGUUAUAGAUUCAAAUUUUUUCAAUAUUUAAAAUAUAGAUUAAGAAACAUAUUGAUAUAUAUGAACAAAUUUGUUUGAACUAAGAAUCAUAAUUUUUAUUAUCUUUUAUUUUUCGUAAACGAUCUAAUAUUUUUUACCUAUUUAAUAAAAUUAUCAUAUUUGAUAAAUUUAAUAAGGUAGUAUACAAAAAUUCAAUUUUUUAAAUUCACAAUUUCCUUUUUUUUAACAACAUCUACGUUUUAGAAUACUGUUUGUGUUAGAGCUUAAACGAAAGAAAAUUGCCAUCUGUUAUAAUUAAAUAUUUGUCGAGCUAGAAUUAAAUAAACAUAUAUUAAUACUGUAUCAUAAUUUAUUGUAAGGCAUCUAUAGAUACAAAGUUCUAUAGCUGUCAUAUUACAGAUUUAACAAAUCUCCAUACAAUUGGCAUUAUUAAAUAGAAAUUGCCACAGGGAAUACUAGCUAUGAUUACGUCGACGCCUAUGAAAAUAUAUAUAAUUUUUGAAAUAGCCAACAUAAAAAAGACUUUUCAUAAAUCAAAUUUUUUUUUUCUAAAAUGGACGGAGCCGGAGUUUGUUCCUAUGCACUUGCAGAUGGUAUUAUAAUUACGGUCAAAAAUGUGUAACGCAGUGAAGAAGACAUCUCCGACCCUAUACAAUUUUCUCUAAAGUAUUUAAGAUGAGAAUAAUCUCAGUCUUAAUCUUCAGUCUGUCUCCUUGUCUUUGCACAAGGUAUAUAUAGUACAGUAGAACUCCAAUUAUCCGAAUGAAUGGGGGAUAAUCGGAUUUUCGAUUUCUUUUCGAAGCCAUGGUAUAAAAACAAUACAGUAUUGUACAUGCACAUACAAAAAUAAGCCGUAGCGAAAGAGUAGCGUCCUCGGCUAAUCAAAACAAACAAUCCGGGGGGAAGUCAGUGUAGGCACAACGGCAGGUUAAGAAAAGUCAAGUCAAGACUUGUGAUUCGGAUAAUCGGCGAUUCGGAUAGUCGGAGUUCGGAUAAUUGGAGUUCUACUGUACAUUUAAGUCGGUUUAAAAUCAGUAAAUGCGCGUAAAUCAGUAAAAGAGGCUCCAUUCUUUU
Molecule: messenger RNA, 4725 nt
Organism: Drosophila ananassae
Lineage: Eukaryota; Metazoa; Arthropoda; Insecta; Diptera; Drosophilidae
Gene: Cals
Product: calsyntenin-1
Exons: 11
Coding region: 126-3110 (994 amino acids)
Biological process (GO): homophilic cell-cell adhesion; positive regulation of synapse assembly; positive regulation of synaptic transmission
Cellular component (GO): cell surface; postsynaptic membrane
Molecular function (GO): kinesin binding; X11-like protein binding; amyloid-beta binding
Source: RefSeq, a predicted model, not a curated record